Molecule: messenger RNA, 3530 nt
Organism: Condylura cristata (star-nosed mole)
Lineage: Eukaryota; Metazoa; Chordata; Mammalia; Eulipotyphla; Talpidae
Gene: PEX19
Product: peroxisomal biogenesis factor 19
Exons: 8
Coding region: 9-905 (298 amino acids)
Biological process (GO): protein import into peroxisome membrane
Cellular component (GO): peroxisomal membrane; peroxisome
Source: RefSeq, a predicted model, not a curated record
GGAGCAACAUGGCGGCAGCGGAGGGCAAUAGUAGUGGCGGCGAUGCGGACCGGGAGUUGGAAGAGCUGCUGGAAAGUGCUCUUGAUGACUUCGAUAAGGCCAAACCCUCCCCAGCACCCCCUCCUACCACUACAGCUCCUGAUGCUCCAGGAUCCCAGAAGAGAUCACCAGGCGACACUGCCAAAGAUGCCCUCUUUGCUUCACAAGAGAAGUUUUUCCAGGAACUAUUUGACAGUGAACUGGCUUCACAGGCCACUGCAGAGUUUGAGAAGGCCAUGAAGGAGUUGGCUGAGGAAGAGCCCCACCUAGUGGAGCAGUUCCAGAAGCUCUCAGAGGCUGCUGGGAGAGUGGGCAGUGAUGCAACCUCCCAACAGGAAUUCACUUCUUGCCUAAAGGAAACACUGAGUGGACUAGCCAAAAAUGCCACAGAUCUUCAGAACUCAGGCAUGUCAGAAGAGGAGCUGACCAAGGCCAUGGAAGGGCUGGGCAUGGAUGAUGGGGAUGGGGAAGGGAACAUCCUGCCUAUCAUGCAGAGCAUCAUGCAGAACCUGCUGUCCAAGGAUGUGCUGUACCCCUCGCUGAAAGAGAUCACAGAGAAGUACCCAGAAUGGUUGCAGAGUCAUCGGGAAUCUCUACCUCCAGAGCAGUUUGAAAAAUAUCAGGAACAGCACAGUGUCAUGGGCAAGAUAUGUGCACAGUUUGAGGCAGAGACUCCUACAGACAGUGAGGCCACCCAGAAGGCUCGUUUUGAAACUGUACUGGAUCUCAUGCAACAGCUACAGGAUUUGGGUCAUCCUCCGAAAGAGUUGGCUGGGGAGAUGCCUCCUGGCCUCAACUUUGACCUGGAUGCCCUCAAUCUGUCAGGCCCACCAGGUGCCAAUGGUGAACAGUGUCUGAUCAUGUGAAACACAGCACCUUUUUCUCCCUGAUUCCCAGCCCUGGGGAACAUCUGGAGUCAGCAGAACCACUGGCAGCUGAUGCAGGAAUGUCGUCUGCAGGAGUGGCCUGCCCACUGCUCUGUUAUCCCGCCCAAGGUUACGCCAUACCAACCGAGGGUUUUCCUCUGUCUUCUAGGAACAAGGCCAUUUCAGUGAGCCCUGUCCAUUGUGGUUUCUGCGACAGGCAAAGGCCCACAGCCUAGCAGGUGAUGGAAGGUGGCAUCCCUUUCGGGUCUUCCACCUUCUUCCCACUCCAAAAAUGAUGUUAUAUUCAACCACAGUGAUGUUUACCUCUGCACCCAGGGUCUUCGUGCCUUGUCUCUACUCCUUUCCUUGGACCUAGGGAGCAAGGACAGGGUCCUGGGUCUCUGGAUUCUGUAGCACUCUUGGUAGGAAUGAAUGUGGGGAAACUUGGCCUGGAGUGGGACUGGAAGUCGGUCAUUAUGCCUUCUUGAAUUUUCUGAAGGGAAGGAAGUGGGACUUUGCCAUCUACAGUGGGGUUAAAAAAGACGCUCUCCAGGUGCUGAGCCUGCAGCUCCGUGUUCCAGCCUCAGAACCCAAGUUGCUGCCUGGCUCUCCAAUAAUGCUGUAUGAUCUGGGUGAACCCAAUCUUGCCCUUCUUUUGCCCCCUGCCUCAUUUCUUCUCUUUGUAAGCAUCUGUUUAUUCUAACCCUUCUCUGAGCCCAAGCUGUGACAUGGAAGGGGCCAUCCUGUUUUCCCUCAUGUAGUCCAUCUCCCACCCCUCAGUUGUAAACAGAAUCAUAGUGUCAGGUCUAGGGAAUGAAAGACUAUUCUUCCACAGAUAUUUGGGGACUUGGGGAAACAUCUGAUUCCUUUGAACCCUGUCCCUUGAUUCAAGGAGAUGGCUUGGGAAGGGGUCUGGUGUGCAGCCCAGGUCCGUUUCCCUGACUAAUAAACAUUUUGAGUGGGAAGUGUAGCCUGUUUUUCAUCCAGGUCUUUUUCUGAUUUCCCUCAGCUUCUAUGAACUGCAGUGUGAGUACUGUGUUCACCUUCUCCCCUUGUGGGCAAAGGGAAUGACUGAUUCUCCUCAUUUCCUCCAAGGGGCUCAACCUGGGAAGCCUUCUGUUGGCACUGUAUUUUAACAUUUCACAUUCUCAUUAAUGUUAAUAAUAUGUUGUUUAACUUUCUAGGGUUAAGUUUUUAAAUUUUCUUUGAAUUCACCUUUUCCUUCUCUGUGGGAGCCAUUGUACCUUGGCUGCCAUAGUAGAUACUCUAGUCAGACAAGCCAGCUGUUCUGGCUUAACAUUCAGAAAACAGCUACUCAAGCAAAUUCACAUUCAUCACUGAGUCAUACUAAGCUUCUGACAUGGGACUUUCCCCUGGGUUAAGACUUCACCCCUUAAGAUACCAUGUGUUCUGAGGUUUUGGCAAGGAAGAUUUUCUUGGGGCCUCAGUCAUUUAGAAAGAAAAAGCUAUUGUAUCUCAUCAGAAUAUGGAAGAGCUGUAAUGCUGGUCACAGGGCUUGGAUGGCCAGAGUUCUGUCUUUAUAGGUCCAGUCACACGCAAGAUGAUACAGAGAUGGGGCAGGCAAAAGGCCCUGUCCUGUGAGCAGGUGCCUCCUGAUCUGCCAGUUUUGACAAGUUCUCACUUCUGCUGGCCUGGCCAGGGCUUACACCAGGACUUUUGAGUAGAUGCCCUCAUCCAUAGCUGCUCAUUUUUAUUUUGUUCCCAAGCUACUCAUUUUUAUUUUGACUGAACAUGAACAAAUUGACCUCAGGUUCCCCUCUGCUUCAGAAACACCAAAUUAGGACUUAUAGAAGGAUGGAACAGGCAUUCUCAAAUUGUCCUUGGUAAAGGACCCAAUUUUUUGUUUUACUGCUAUCCAAUCCUUUGUAUAUGUGUUCCUGUUGCCCAUGACAAGUGUGCACUUCACGCUGUAUACUACGCCCCAUACAAGCCUGAUCACCCAAACUGACGACCCCAUUCAGCAGACUAAGUCCACUGAUCAUGUGCUUCAAUACACAACAAUGUUAAAAUGCUAAAGAGUUCCUAAACACUGAGUUCUAACUCAUGGUGUUGCACAGAUCAGUCCAAGUCUUCAAACCACGUUUGUGUAGCAUAGCCUACCCACCCUUCAGGGUCUCCGUAGCACCAUCAGCCCAGUGGAUAGACUUCUAAGAGUUGUCUCCUGUUGGAGAACUUUAGCUUUCUGCUUGAAAAUAGCUAUUACAAAGCUUCAGUUUAAGUUAUGUAUGAAAUAUUUAUUUUUUCAAAAUUUGAAGGUGAUCCCCUUCCAAAAUUCUGUUAGAAAAUGUGCAGUUUUUUUUUUUUUGAUAGUUCCAUGAAAUAAAUUCAUAUAGAAUAUGUAAUAACAGGGACAUUUUCCCAUGUUUCUGGGACCUCCUGAUGGUUAUAAUAUGGGAGCUUCAGAAAGACAGUUCCAUAGUAAAUGAAGUUGAGAUGAGAGUAUGAGAAAUGUCAAAAGGCUUAGAGAACUGGGCAUGUGAAGUGGGUCUCACAUAACACUGGAGAGCCACCAGAAAUUGUGUUCCUUGGGGACCUGAGGAAUUUUAUUUUUUAAAGAUUUAUUUAUUCAUACAGAACUGGGGUACAGGCCAGAGAUGCGGAGGG